Messenger RNA from Opisthorchis viverrini, 606 nucleotides. RefSeq lists its product as hypothetical. Gene Ontology annotation, cellular component: centrosome; ciliary basal body. The record is from RefSeq and is a predicted model, not a curated record. NCBI's taxonomy places the organism in Eukaryota, Metazoa, Platyhelminthes, Trematoda, Opisthorchiida, Opisthorchiidae. The transcript has 5 exons. Bases 1 to 606 code for a protein of 201 amino acids.
AUGAACAAAGAGCGUUCCUUUUACUUUGGUAAAGUAGCCUCAUCUGCCAGUCCACCGGAUUACGUAUUGGUAGAUGAAUUUCCAUGCAUUGUGACAGGGGUGGAACAUCCCGACACGGCCGACAGCAUAGUAACUUCUCUAAGUGCUCUGCUUAAACGGUCAAUGAUAACGCCGUUUCAACGCGGUGGAGCAAAGCCCGUUAGACGGUCUAAGGAGACAGAUUCAGGGAGCUUGAGAAUACCUUUAGGUCUUGUGAACCGGUUCCAGGAUAUGUCAAGAGGGAGAAUACUGGAUAUACAAAAUACUGAAUUGGGAGAAAGGAUCGAGGGACUCCGACGGAAGCGAGACAGCAUACAGGAAGCAAUAAUUCAACAAGAAGAAGAGAAGAAUAAAUUGCAGCACGAUAUACGAAUAUUAGCCGACCGUCUAGCACAGAUAAACGAGAUUCUCUGUCAGAAAAUCAUGUUACGUGAUUCAUAUGACAGGCUUAUAAAUGAGUCGGAAUUCGCCUACGUAAAAAUCAUCCAAAGCUCAUAUGCUCUACUGGCGUCACUGAGAUCAAAGGAUGAAAAGUCACCAAAUACGAGUGGGAGAACUCGCUGUUGA